AAAUUUGGCGACCUAAAGCGUUUUUGAACUCCUCACUUCCUCGAAAGAAGAAGACAAGAACUUUCAAACAUCGUCCGAGGCUGUUCCAACUUUGUAUAUAUCUAUCUAUUAAAGGCUCCGAACGAUUAACUUUAAGUUGUUCCCUUCCUCGCCCAAACCCGCCGUCUCUCUCUGUCUCCGCCGGUGUCGUUGCCGGAGCCUGAGUCGCCGGCCGUCAGGUAGACAGGUUUGUUUGUUUAGAGGGAGGAGGCAAACGCUGAAGAAGCAGUCAUUUACUCUGAAGUUAUAAUGCAAACGAUGAUCAAUACCCACUCACUCUUUGGCCUAAACUCUACUAUAAUAGAGCAGAAACAAAGGCUUGAGUUUUCUCGCAGACGGGCAUGCUUCCCUUCUCAGUCAAGUUACAUUGUAAAUCAAUUUUCCCAUGGAAGGACAAUGUUCCGACUGCGUCUAGCAGUUUGUGCUACGCCAUCUGAUGUGGAAGACGUCAAAGCUUCUUCCCUUGAGAAGGAAGAUGUUCUGGUUGCCACCUCCGGGACAGUUAAGAGCGAUGAGUUGAAGAUUCAUGUGGAGGUAUCUGGUGAGAGGACUCGGGAAGAAUUCGAUAAUGUGUUUGACAAAAUGGUAGCUGCAGCUCAGCCAAUUCCAGGAUUCCGCAGAGUUAAAGGAGGGAAGACACCAAAUAUACCCAGAGAUAUCUUGUUAGAGAUUCUUGGACCAUCCAAAGUUUACAAGCAGGUGAUCAAGAAAGUAAUCAAUUCUACCAUUGCAGACUAUGUGGAAAAGGAAGGCCUAAAGGUCGGGAAAGAUUUGAGAAUCGAGCAGAGCUAUGAAGAUCUCGAAGAGACAUUUGAACCAGUUGUCUCGCCAUCUUCAUGCCCGGGAUGCUUCCCUUGGAAUUCUAUGGAGCCAUUACUUGUGGGGACCUCUCUUUCGCCGGAGCUUCCAUUUUCAGUUUUUUCUGGUAAUCUUCCUUCUGCAAAUUGGUAUAGUUUCUUCUCCAAACUCUUCAAGCGUUGUGAAAUGUGUAACCUCUCUUUCUCCAUUUCCAGAGAUGAAGAGUUAGUGAAACUAGGCUUGGGGGUUUUGUCCUUGCCCUCUUGAGCAGAUAUUCCCAUGGCGGCAAGGAUUUCACCUCUCGGUUCAUCUGGAUACUUGACCCUGUAAUAUUCUAACUCCAUCUCGAGAUCUUGCAGCUC
This is a messenger RNA of Tarenaya hassleriana, 1199 nucleotides long. Its product is annotated as trigger factor. The record is from RefSeq and is a predicted model, not a curated record. Gene Ontology annotation, biological process: protein transport; protein unfolding; 'de novo' cotranslational protein folding. The transcript is spliced from 10 exons. Lineage: Eukaryota; Viridiplantae; Streptophyta; Magnoliopsida; Brassicales; Cleomaceae. Gene Ontology annotation, molecular function: ribosome binding; peptidyl-prolyl cis-trans isomerase activity; protein folding chaperone. The coding region runs from base 289 to 1104 and encodes 271 amino acids.